AACUGUCACUAUGACUUCAUUAGAAACACAACCAUUUGUCAAUAAUACUGUCAAUACUAACACCAGUAGUAAUAUUCAACAGGCAGUACAAAAUUCAACUAGUAAAUAUACAGAGAAUUAUGUAAAUGCUGUAAAUAUGUUUCAUCAGUAUGAUGUUUUAGAGACAUCUUAUCAUUUAAUUGUUAGUCGUACAGAAUUACACUUUUGUGAUGAAACUAGAGAAAGUAAGUUAUUAGUCAAUUAUUAGUAUGAUUACUAUUAUUACUACUUUUAUUCUUAAAGGGGCAUUUUAUAAGUCAUAAUGUAGUAUCUAUCACUUUUAAGAAAACUAAACAACUUUAGGAUAAUACAAGUAACAACAUAAAAAUAUUAAACCCGUUUCACAAGAAGUGGCUGUCAUGACUCGAUGGUCUAGUGGAUAACGCCUAGACAUUUAUGGUGACCAGUCUCGGGU
This is a messenger RNA of Heterobilharzia americana, 454 nucleotides long. The record is from the annotation of a GenBank genome assembly. Lineage: Eukaryota; Metazoa; Platyhelminthes; Trematoda; Strigeidida; Schistosomatidae.